Molecule: messenger RNA, 2603 nt
Organism: Thrips palmi
Lineage: Eukaryota; Metazoa; Arthropoda; Insecta; Thysanoptera; Thripidae
Exons: 16
Coding region: 161-2296 (711 amino acids)
Source: RefSeq, a predicted model, not a curated record
GGCUGAUAACACACAUUGCUUCAUUGCACUGCGGUUGGAGAUUGUCGCGGAAAUCAAAUCACUUCGAUGAUAAGAUUUGGUGUGCAGUCCGUUUAUUAAGUGGCCUCAGACUGCGAUCGUCCUCAGUGCCCGGUAGCACCACGAACACAUCACAGCCAUCAUGCGUGCGGCGUGGAGACUCGUAGCCGUGGUCGCGGCCCUGGCCGUCGCGGCGCAGGCCACCGACCUGGAGGACAAGGUGGCCAAGACCAUCGCCGAGUUCAAGGACAUGAUGUCGACCGGCCGCCCCGAUCUCAACAUCCCCGUGCUGGAGCCCCUGUCCAUCAAGAAAAUCCCUAUCAGCAUCAACGCCUCGCCCUUCAAGGCCAACCUCGAAGCGAGCGCAAUCAAGGUGGUCGGUGCGUCGUCCUUCCAGGUCACGGAGUUGACCCAGGUCGGUGACUCCAGCCAGAUGAAGGUGGCCAUUGAGGUGCCCGGCAUCGAGGUGACGGGCGACUACGACAUCCACGGCCAGGUCAAGGUCGGCUUCAUCAAGGUCAACCUCAACGGCAAGGGACCACUCACGAUUUCGGCCAAAGGAAUCAAGGGAUCCGGCGUCGCUGAAGUUGUCCCACGUGGCAACUCCCUCCACCUUAACGCCAUCAAGAUCAACAGCUGGAGCUGGGACAAGCUCACCAUCAACCUAGCCAACCUGCUCGAUAAUGGUGUCAUGAGCAAGACUGUCAACAAACUCAUCAACAAGCUGGUACCUGCUUUCGCAUCGGCUAACAAUUCUAAGCUCACCGCGCUGCUCGAGACUGUGGCCAAGAAGUACAUCAACAAGUACCUUGACGGCAUCGUCAGCGACGUGGCCAUGCUCGAUUCUCAGGUGAACUGGAUCGUGUCUGAGGAAGUGCAAGAGAUCUUGGACCAGCUGGCCGCGGCUGUGACCGCACCCACCGCGGAUGAGCCCUCCGACCUCGAGACUGCCGUCAAAGAACUGAGCGAAGUCUUCCGCAUUGCCAUGAAGAAGGGCCGUCCCGACCUCAACAUUGCCGCCAUGGACCCCGCCGUCUUCUCGGAGCUCAACAUCCACUUCCACAAGUGGCUUCUUGAUGGACAAGCUGUCGCCACCGACCUGCAGGUGUCUGGUGCAUCGGACUUCGAGCUGACCAAGGUGACUGCGUUGGACGACACGAACGUGGCCAUCGAAUUCAGCGUCCCAAGCAUCACCGCGGCCACCCAGUACGAUCUCGAUGCCAAGGUCAACCUGGGCCUCACCAAGCUGCACUCCGUGAGGAGCGGCUCCGUCGGUAUUGUUGCUGGUGGCAUCAAGGGCGCCGCUACUGCGGAACUCGUCGUUGACAAGGACGGCCAACUCCGCCUGGACGCUUUCGAGAUCACUAAGUGGAGCUACGAUACCCUCACGGUCGAGUUGGAGAACCCUGAAAACGCUGGUUUCAUCAAGAAAAACGUAAACAAGCUGAUCGGCAAACUGGUGCCAAGCCUGUUGGUUAAGCCCCACACCAAGGACCUCACCGCGUGGGCCAGCAGCCGCGGCUUCUCCAUCAUCGGCCGCUUCCUCGACGGCGUGGCAGGCCGCAUCCCCCUCGCCGGCCUGGACGCCAGGGCGACCGAGCUGUUGCUGAACCUGCAGACCGUCAUGAAGACCGGAAGCACCGACUAUGACCUGCCCGUGCUCGACCCGUUCAUCCUCAACGAGCUUCCCUUCUCCUUCGAGGGCUACUUUGUCAAGGCUUCUGUCGUUGCCAAGAACUUGCAGGUUGGAGGGACCUCUGCCUUCACUAUCACCAAAAUCUCUCAGAUCCCAGAUUCGAACAAAAUCCAGGUCGAUCUUGAAGUUCCCGAGAUCAAUGGCAACAGCGACUUCACGGCCAAGGCCGGCUUGAAGUGGCCCACGAAGACUGUCACCGACAAUGGAUCCUUGACUGCACUGAUCAGGGGCCUCAAGGUUUCGGCCACCGCUCGCCUGGCUGAGAACGCGGAGGGUGCUUUGCUUCUCAAGGACCUCAACAUUGACUCGUGGACUUUCGACCAAAUUGCGGUUGAAUUCGCCAACCUCCACGACAGCCAUGUCGGCUCGGUCCUCAACGCCGCCAUCAACGACGUGCUGCCCACAAUCGUUGCUGCUCAGAAGAACGUCAUCAACAGCUGGGCUGAGGUGACCGCCAAGGCGGUGCUCGACCAGUACCUCGCCGGCGUCGCCAAGGCCUCUUCCUCUCUGACGGUGGACAUCAAGGUCAUCCCCGCGGAAGCACGCCACAUCAUCAUGCAACUGGCCGCGUUGGCCGCGUAGGAGAGUCACGGAAGGACACUCGGAGUGGAACUCAUCUCAAACUGAGACGGCACUGCCAAAUUACAUCUUCGGAAUUUACGAACCUCUGGAAUAAAAUGUGACCGAAGGCAGUAUCGUAAAUUGACAAAAUUCACUCAGUGAAUCUACAAAGAAACCCGGGUCCAAAGAAACAAUAUCCAGGAUGUCUUUGUAAAAUUCUUAUUUAAUUUCUGACUGUGUUUGUCAAUCGAGAGAAAAAUGGCCUAAGUAGAGAGACAAUGUUCUGUGGUAUGAGUUCUAAAAAUAUACUCGCAUUUUCCCACCCAGC